Molecule: messenger RNA, 1151 nt
Organism: Cicer arietinum (chickpea)
Lineage: Eukaryota; Viridiplantae; Streptophyta; Magnoliopsida; Fabales; Fabaceae
Source: RefSeq, a predicted model, not a curated record
ACUCAUCAAGACCAUGUGAUACAAACUUUGUCUAUCUUUGAAAAUUUACAUGGCGAAACAAGUGGAAAAUGCAGUGAUAGGUGGCUUAACGAUAAAGAAUUGGCGGCUGCCCAAUUGCAUGUUCUCUUAAAUUGCAUUGAGGUUAAGCAAUUGAUUGAGUAAGUAUUAAUAUAUUAAAUAUAUCUCCAUUAUUCAACGAACAACAACAUCUAAUUUUUUUAAAAUAUCAUGUAUAGGAUGUAUGUACAAAGUUUGAAAAGUAUAUAUGGAGAUCUCAAUGACAAUGUCAUUGAUACACAAAUAGAAGUUGACUUUCCGCGAUGGUUUCAAGAAUAUGUGACAAAGAAUCACAAACUUAGGAUGCAAAACCCUGACUUGUAUGACUUGGCAAGAGGACCCUUGAGACUAGCAAAGUCAUGGCCUAUUUAUCAUGUGAAUGGAUACCAAUUCAACACAACUUCUUGGGGUGAAGGCAAAAUAACAUAUAAUAGUGGAGUAUGUGUUAAGGGAAUUGGUCAAGGUGAAACCUCAAGUGAUUAUUAUGGUGUUGUUUCCGAGAUUCUAGAAUUUGAAUGGCGAAGUCAAGCAACACGAAAGCUAAUUUUAUUUUACUGUGAUUGGUUCGACCCUUCAAGUCGUGGAAUGAGGAUACAUAAUCAAUACAAGAUUGUAGAAGUACGAAAAGGGAGAAAAUACGGUAAAUUUGAUCCUUUUAUUUUUCCAAAAUCUGCAACUCAAGUUUACUAUUCACCUUAUCCUGGGCGCCAAAAAGUUGAUUGGUUGGUAGUUAUGAAGACAAAGCCGAGAGGGGUUGUUGAUGAUAGGCAUACUUUAGAAGUUGCUUUUCAAGUGCAAGAAUCGGAAGUUAAUGCAACAAUUGAAGAUGACCCAAUUGAUAACUUAAAAGAUGAUUCAGUUUAUGGUGAAGAAGUUGAUUUGCAUAUGUUGCAAGAUGAUGAGGAUGAAGAAGAUGAUUUCAGUGACGAUGGUGAAGAUGAAGAUCAAGAGGAAGAUGAUUCUAUUGAAUAGUAUUUGUUAGCUCUUUAUUGACAAUGUGUUUGAUUUAACAUACGUAGUAUUCAAAAAGGAAUUGGUAAAUCUUUAGUUCAUAUGCUUAUUUUUUAUUAGAAGUAUAAAUAGUGUAAAUAAUG